Messenger RNA from Xenopus tropicalis (tropical clawed frog), 1000 nucleotides. It is a transcript of the gene rbp, whose product is annotated as riboflavin binding protein. The coding region runs from base 122 to 823 and encodes 233 amino acids. The transcript is spliced from 7 exons. The record is from RefSeq and is a predicted model, not a curated record. NCBI's taxonomy places the organism in Eukaryota, Metazoa, Chordata, Amphibia, Anura, Pipidae.
GGACGUCAAGAAAAGCAAACAUAGCAGAUUCUGUCUGGAAGCAUAUAAAUACGGAGAUCUGCACAUUGAACUGACAAAGUCCCCUAGAGCAGAUCCUGAGCUGAGGUACUAAGCUGCAGAGAUGAAGUUUGUUGUUACAAUCUUUUGUGCUGGCUUAAUCUCAGCAGUUUCUUGCCAGCUACGAUGCCUAGGAGGGCCACAUCACAAGUCAACGCCAAGCUCUGAAACUAACUUUCAGGAAUGUUUUCUGUAUGCUGAAUCUUCAUGUUGCCAUGCCAACUUCACCCAAAAGCUAUCUGAUUCACCUCUUAUUGAGAUGAACAAUUACUACUACAACAGAUGUGGUAAUCUCAGCAAAAGGUGUGAAGAUUACAUGAAGAGAAUAGAAUGUUUCUAUCAGUGCUCUCCAUUGGCCAGUCACUGGAUACACCCUAACAUUUCAGAAGCAAUCCAACAUGUGCCUGUGUGCCAAUCCUUCUGUGACAAAUGGUUUGAUGCUUGCCAUUCUGACUUGAUCUGUGCUUACAACUGGAUAUCGGACUGGACUUUUGAUGAGACUGGAAACCACUGUAAAAAUGACUGCAUUCCAUUCAAUAAGAUGUAUGCAAAUGGCACUGACCUUUGCCAGAAUGCCUGGGGGAUCUCAUUUAUAGCCAGCUCAUCCCCAUGCCGCUGCUUGGAUUUUACUGAGACAGACACAAAGGUGAUAAAAUACAUCUUGAAGGGAGAUAACUCAGAAGAGAGUGGUGAGGAGGAGGCCUGCAAACCAAGACUACAGAAGCCUGAGGACAAAAAAGCUGCAGACCCAGAAGAGCAUGAAUGACACCUGGUGUCCUGGGAUAACCUGUUUUUGACGAGAGAAGCCACCUAAUUACACAUUCUACAGAAAAUCCCAUAGAGAAUAUUUUUGCUUGCAAAGACAGAAAUCUGCUUCUACCAGACUGCUUCUAUCUCAUGUAUUUAAUUGUAAUGAGAAUAAAUAUAUUAAUAUAGUGCUGGA